Molecule: messenger RNA, 626 nt
Organism: Trichobilharzia regenti
Lineage: Eukaryota; Metazoa; Platyhelminthes; Trematoda; Strigeidida; Schistosomatidae
Source: the annotation of a GenBank genome assembly
GUAUAAACGAGUGAAACUGCACAGCAUGAAAUUGUGGUCAAGAUAGCAAAACAUUAAUGCUUUUUAUAAAUGAUACAUUGUGAUCCACGCCCCCCCUACAGGUUAUUUUGAUUGAUCAGGUUACAUGAAACGUACAAAAUGGGAAGGUGAACACACCAGAUGCUUUUCACCAUCAUGCUAUAUCAUUGUCAACAAUGAACUGUGAAUAUUUUGAAGUCUUGUUAAUUAUUUAUGGUAGGGUUGUAUCCUGGUUCUCUUGGUUAUCAAAACGCUUCGAGAAUAUUCAUUUUACAUGUUUGCAGAACUGUAUUCAGACAAGGAAUGGACAUAGUGUAACGACAGAAGACAACGGCCAGUUUUAUUGUUUCGAAAUUAUGCGAUCAGCUAUUUGGAUCUAUAUUUUAGCAUACUGUUUGUAUUGUCUCACAAUGAUUGAGGCUGGUCGAAAAGUAAUCUUCAGAGGUCCUCAAUCUUAUUCUGGUUACAGAGGAAGCGGAGGCGGUGAAGUGCGACACGCAGGACCAGCUGCUCGCAGAGUUGAUAUUAGUAAUGUUCAACUGUAUGGUGCUAGGAAGAAUGAUGCAACAUAUCGUGAAGGUUUACAGGAAUUAGCUGGAUUAAUGUAA